AUGCACGCCUUCUCGCUUCUCCUCCUCCUGACCCCUUUCGUCCUUGUUGAGGGAUCCAAUAUCACGUUUGGCAGAGGUUCGACUGGUGGACGGUGCUGCGAUGGUGGUACUCCCGACCCCUCCAGCACCUGCAAAAAUCGAGGGUUGAACUCUUAUGGCUGCACCGAUGUCAGCAGCUCUGAUAAGGCUGGAGACACUUUUCUUACAUCUCCAGAGGGUGGCUGUGACCCGAAAGAGAUCAAGAACUGGCCGACUGGACGCGAGGUUAUAAGUUUCAUUCCCGGCAGUGUUGUCAUGCACCAAAAUCCAGAGACAUUUGACCUCGAGAUUGGAUUCAUUGGAUGUGCCAAGUAA
Molecule: messenger RNA, 354 nt
Organism: Pyricularia pennisetigena
Lineage: Eukaryota; Fungi; Ascomycota; Sordariomycetes; Magnaporthales; Pyriculariaceae
Exons: 2
Coding region: 1-354 (117 amino acids)
Source: RefSeq, a predicted model, not a curated record